UAUAUAAUAAUAUAUCAUCUUUAAAUUCUUCAUAAAAAUGGAAAUGCAAAUGCUAAAUUCCAUCAGAUACUCAACUAUUUUGACCAUUAUUGAAAUUUCUGACCAUGUUGAAAUUGGUAAAUUAAUUGGUCGUAAAGGGCGUAAUCUAAAACCCAUCGAGAAAGGGACUGGUACACACAUUUACAUUAAUACAAAAAUAAGUCCUCGACGAAUUGAAAUUAAAAUAAAUAAUAAAGAUAAUAAAGAUAGAAAUGAAAAUAUUUCGACUGAGGAGAGGAUCAAUAAAGCAAUAUGUCAGAUAGACAAGUUACUAGAAGAUAUUGAAAUAAGAAAUCGAAGAAAAGAUGUGGAAAAAGA
This is a messenger RNA of Rhizophagus irregularis DAOM 181602=DAOM 197198, 357 nucleotides long. RefSeq lists its product as uncharacterized. Gene Ontology annotation, molecular function: RNA binding. Lineage: Eukaryota; Fungi; Glomeromycota; Glomeromycetes; Glomerales; Glomeraceae. The record is from RefSeq and is a predicted model, not a curated record.